CACCCCUCGCUACUGCGGGUUCCCGUGUCCUAUAUAAAUAUACAUACACCUCCUGACCACUUGAACAAGAAAAGGAAUACAACACCAGCUACUACAUCUUCUUCAUGUACUAUUAACAUCAGCCUACUCAUUUUCAUUCUCUGCCUUUCUCAAUCAACCAAUCAGAAACAAAAUACUAGUACUAGUAUAAUACCGGUCGAAAGCCUUCAUUGCAGAGUCCUCUGAAAAAAAAAAUGGCAUCCGCUUCUCUAGCUUUCCCUUCUCUCCACCUCCAAUUCCCUUCACAAAGAUCACCAAACUUAACAUCACGCCACCCCACCCACCGCCUCAUCAUCCGUGCUUCCGUCUCAUCGGAAAAACCAUCUGCCCUGCCGCCGCUGUCUACGGCGGCGAAGGCUGAAAAACCCACAAGCCUCCCGAUCCGAAAAAUCCCGGGUAACUACGGGCUCCCCUUGAUCGGCCCCCUCAGAGACCGGCUCGACUACUUCUACAACCAGGGCCGCGACGACUACUUCAAGUCCCGCAUCCAGAAGUACCAGUCCACCGUGUUCCGGGCCAACAUGCCGCCGGGCCCCUUCAUCUCCGCCAACCCGAACGUCGUCGUCCUCCUCGACGGCAAGAGCUUCCCCGUCCUCUUCGACGUCACCAAGGUCGAGAAGAAGGACCUCUUCACUGGCACCUACAUGCCCUCCGUCGACCUCACCGGCGGCUACCGCGUCCUCUCCUACCUCGACCCCUCCGAGCCCUCCCACGGCAAGCUCAAGCGCCUCAUGUUCUUCCUCCUCAAGUCCAGCCGCGACCGCGUCAUACCCGAGUUCCACGACGCCUACACCGCGCUCUUCGAGACCCUCGAAUCCGAUCUGGCUGAGAAGGGCAAGUCCAGCUUCGGCGACGCCAACGACCAGGCCGCGUUCAAUUUCCUCGCCGGAUCCUUAUACGGGACUAACCCCGCCGACACCCCGUUGAAAACGGACGGUCCUAAACUGGUUACCAAGUGGGUUUUGUUCCAGAUAGGCCCGGUACUGACCCUCGGCUUACCGAAACUAAUCGAAGAACUCACCGUCCACAGCUUCCGCCUCCCUCCCUUCCUCGUCAAAAACGACUACAAACGACUCUACGAUUUCUUCUACAACGCGUCAACGCCAAUCCUCGACGAAGCCGAACGGAUCGGGGUUUCGCGCGACGAGGCCUGUCACAAUUUGUUAUUCGCAACGUGUUUUAAUUCCUUCGGAGGUAUGAAGUUAUUCUUCCCCAACAUGAUGAAGUGGAUCGGGAGGGCCGGGGUGAAGCUGCACACGGAGUUGGCGCAGGAGAUCAGGUCGGUCGUGCGGUCCAACGGCGGGGAGGUGACGAUGGGGUCGAUGGAGAAGAUGGAGCUGAUGAAAUCGGUGGUGUACGAGUCGCUGCGGAUUGAGCCCCCCGUGCCGCUGCAGUUCGGGCGGGCGAAGCGGGACAUGGUGAUCGAGAGCCACGACGCGGCGUUCGAGGUGAGGGAAGGGGAGAUGCUGUUCGGGUUCCAGCCGUUCGCGACCAAGGACCCGAAGAUCUUCGAGAGGUCCGAGGAGUUCGUGCCGGGCCGGUUCGUCGGGGAGGAGGGGGAGAGGCUGCUGAGGCACGUGCUGUGGAGCAACGGGCCGGAGACGGAGAGCCCGACGACGGGGAACAAGCAGUGCGCCGGGAAGGAUUUCGUGGUGCUGAUGUCGAGGCUGCUCGUGGUGGAGUUCUUCCUGAGGUAUGAUUCGUUCGAGAUUGAGGUUGGGAAGUCGCCGUUGGGGGCAAAAGUCACCGUCACGUCGUUGAAGAGAGCUUCUUUCUGAGAGUCGGUGGCUGUUUUUUUGUUUAAAAUUUUUUUAUUUUAUUUUUUUGCUUUUUUUCGCUUUUGGGUUUUGUAGUAACGGCGGUGCAGGGAAAGUUACUUGCACCGGGAGCAUCGCUGCGUGUUGCUCUCUGGGCCUGACGCUCCCAGUGCUCUCCGGGCCUGUUUUUUACUGCACAUUUAUGGCAAUAGUCCAGGAGCACCAGAUGAUCACUUGCGGUGAACGGUGUUGCUGUCGUGUGAUCUAGGUUUUGGAGUAAUGUGAAGGGUUAGUUUGGUAAAAAUGAAGUUAGAGUGGGUUGGAUCAGGUGUGGGAUAUGAGAAAUGUAGUUUUGGGGGUGGUGGACCUGGUGGUGGUGGUGGUCCCAAAUUGGAAAAUUCUAACAAAGGUAAUAAAAAAGUUUUUUUUUUCUAGUA
Molecule: messenger RNA, 2233 nt
Organism: Rhododendron vialii
Lineage: Eukaryota; Viridiplantae; Streptophyta; Magnoliopsida; Ericales; Ericaceae
Product: allene oxide synthase 1, chloroplastic
Exons: 1
Coding region: 234-1817 (527 amino acids)
Biological process (GO): sterol metabolic process; jasmonic acid biosynthetic process
Cellular component (GO): chloroplast thylakoid membrane; chloroplast envelope
Molecular function (GO): oxidoreductase activity, acting on paired donors, with incorporation or reduction of molecular oxygen; iron ion binding; monooxygenase activity
Source: RefSeq, a predicted model, not a curated record